AGUCCAGUACAGGUAUGCAGAAUAGUCGCCAAGAGGAAUAGCCACCUUUCUUAUAUGUGAGCCACAAAAACAACAUUAGGCUACUUUGUUUGGUGCGUCACCAGGUGGCGGCACUUCACCACCCGUGGGACAGCUAAUGCGCAAGAGUAUUGUACCAUCUACAGGCCAAUUGUGUGAGUUGCGUUUUUGCUUUAGUUAAAGGGCUCAGUGGUGUCUGAGUGUCAUCGACGCAGACAUCCAAACUAUGAAGAUAGCCAUAUGAUAGGCCUAACAGAACUAAUAGCUCAAUUGCCAGGUUAGUUACAUGGAGCUCAUUUGAAACAGAGCAAACGUUGCGUUGUUGGCUAUGGAGUGUGCCUAACUGCACGGUCAUCGUUAAAAUUGUGGGGUUUUGACAGGCCUUCUGUAACUAGGCCUACAUUAAUAACAAAAAUAUUGCAUUUUUAUUCACUUUGACGAUAGACUAACUAAAUGUAGACUAAAAUGUAACUAAGGCCUAAUUUGGAUAAUUAGAUUCACCCAGUUUCGCUUUCGUUUCAUCACUAGUUGGAGAGUGGAAAGCGGAAACGGGAACUUAAAAACAGCGCACCAUUUACAACAUCCAGCACUGCUAGGAGUCUUGAGUGAGAACUGUCCACACAGGUGCGGUUGCGAUGAUGUCUGAGGCAACAUUUAUUAAAAAGUUGUGUAGUAACAAUGGAUCCAUGCGUUACGACGAUUUGGUCAACGGGCUGGCAACAGAUAUCUUUUUAGGAGACGGAUAUGUUGCCUUCAACGAUGACACGAGCUGUCUUGAAAAUAGCGACAUGUUUUUAAUAGACCAGUCCACAGGCGACAAAAGGGUCAUCGCCAAAACCAAAGUUCGUGUGUGCAAGGCCAGAGAUUGUGUAGCUCCAGGCUGCGUGAAUUUGCACCUUUGCAAGAAGUUCCUGUUGGGAGACUGUCCGUUUGGUAGAGGACGAAAACCAUGUCGGUUUGGUCACGACCUCAUGUCACCGCACAACGCUCAGGUCCUGGGAGCCUCCAACCUCUUAUUGCUGGACAGGGCUGAGCUGUGUGUUCUGCUGAUGCAAAAUGACACCUCUUUUCUGCCACCGGUGUGCUACAACUACAACAAUGGGCCGGGCCAGUACGGCAGGUGCGAGGAGGCUGAGGGGUGCCGCAGACUGCACAUCUGUGAGAGGUACCUGAGGGGUGACUGUUCCUGCCCGCGUGCCCAUGACUUCCUCGAGCCCCACCCCCUGCGUACGCUGCAGGACCGUGGGGUGCCCAUGAGUCUCAUGGUCUCCAUGAAGGACAUCUACUCCAACAUUGAGGCCAUGAGGGGGCGCAACAGAGGCAGGCCUCCGCCCUCGUCAAUGAGCGCUGGGCCCGGUGCUCGCAACCAUGCUGGCAGAGGAGGUGUUGGUGGUGGGAGCAACCAGGCUGGUGGGUGCAGGCCUCCAGAAGCCACAAGAGACAAAACUGAGAUCUGCUUGUUCUUUGUGAAGGGACACUGUAAACACGAUGACUCCAAGUGUUACAAGGCCCACUCUGCUCUGCCGUACCGUUGGGAGGUGUGUGAUGGUCAAUCUUGGAGUCCACUGGCCGAUAACGAGAAGAUCGAGGAGGAUUACUGCAACCCAGCCAAGAUCUACAGUAAGGGGGUGGAGCCGGUGUGCUUCGACACGAUGACGCGUGGCUUGCGUCGCGUGCGGCGUCUGUCCACCGUCUCGUCUGUGCUGCAGCCCACCUUCGUCCUCACCACCCAGUGGGCCUGGCACUGGGAAGACGAGCAUGGGAACUGGAUCCAGUACGCCUCCGCAGCCGGAGGACACAGUUUUGCCUCCAUAACGAGUGAAGACCUGGAGCAGAAGUAUCUGCAAGACCCCAAUGCAGUGAUGGAGUUUACAGCGGGCUCCCAGACAUAUGAGCUCAGUUUACCAGAUAUGAUCCAAACCAACAAGCGUUACGGUACCAAGAAGCUGGUCAGGAGGCGACCUGUGUUUGUGUCUGCUGCCGAUGCUCAGCAAAUCAAGACCAGUAAAAAGGCACCCAAUCGAUCCAACUUUAAAGCAGUUCCAUCUCACUGGGACCAGGCCCAGACACCCGAAACUGGAUACAAGAGAGUGGCUGUGCAAAGUGGAUCGAGUGAGUACAGGGAGAUACUAAAUCUCUUCAGCUCCACCAUGCGGGGAGUCAACAUCGUCUCCAUUGAGAGGAUCCAAAACAAGUCACUGUGGGAAGUCUACCAGUGGCAAAAAGAGCAGAUGAAGAAGAGCAACGCUGGGAGAAACGUCCUGGAGAAACAGCUAUUCCACGGCACCGACUCCAAGCACAUCGACGCCAUCUGCCAUCACAACUUUGACUGGAGGAUCUGCGGGACCCACGGCACAGCCUACGGCAAAGGGAGCUACUUCGCCAGGGAUGCCAAGUAUUCCCACAGCUACACGGCGGACGCUGCCUCUGGCCGCAGGUGCAUGUUCGUCUGCCGCAUCCUGGCAGGCCACUACACCACAGGUGACCCCAGCUACCUGCGGCCGCCCUCCAAGGAUGGUGGGGACACCGUCUUCUACGACAGCUGCGUCAACGACUUCCACAACCCCUCCAUCUUUGUGAUCUUCGAGAAGCACCAGGUGUACCCGGAGUACCUAAUUCAGUACGGAGAGGGGUACGCCACCGCCACUGCCACUGCCACUGCCUAUGCCCAGCCACGCCCCAUCACCCGGUCCGCGCCAGCACCGAGAGCGGCACCGGUGUUCACAUCCAACCCAGCACCGACAGCAUACUCCUAUUCAUACGCCUCAUCUUCUGCCUCCGCGCGCCCUUCGUCAUCUGCUCAGCCACCCACAGCCGCAGCCUAUGCUUCCUCCUCCUCCUCUUCCUCACGCAACACCACCUACUACGUCCCGUCUUCCCCCUCUGCCAGAUCCACCUCUCCCAGGUCAAAACCUCAGGAUAAUAAGUGUGUCAUAAGUUAG
Messenger RNA from Engraulis encrasicolus (European anchovy), 2960 nucleotides. RefSeq names its product protein mono-ADP-ribosyltransferase PARP12-like. The transcript has 13 exons. Bases 654 to 2960 code for a protein of 768 amino acids. The record is from RefSeq and is a predicted model, not a curated record. Gene Ontology annotation, cellular component: nucleus. NCBI's taxonomy places the organism in Eukaryota, Metazoa, Chordata, Actinopteri, Clupeiformes, Engraulidae. Gene Ontology annotation, molecular function: NAD+-protein mono-ADP-ribosyltransferase activity; NAD+ poly-ADP-ribosyltransferase activity; metal ion binding.